This is a messenger RNA of Lobosporangium transversale, 753 nucleotides long. RefSeq lists its product as hypothetical. The coding region runs from base 205 to 753 and encodes 182 amino acids. The record is from RefSeq and is a predicted model, not a curated record. The transcript is spliced from 3 exons. Lineage: Eukaryota; Fungi; Mortierellomycota; Mortierellomycetes; Mortierellales; Mortierellaceae.
CCCCUUCCAGGUAAUAUUCCAUGAUUCAUCUAUAGAGAUUCCGCUCCGAAGGCUUAAUUCUUUCAGAUCUGGACAGCGAGCUAGUAUCCAAGCAGGGAGCGUGGACGAGUGCUCAGCACAGCAAGUCAGUCGGAGGGUUUGAAGCUUAGAAAUUGGUUUACAAGAGUGUGUACACUUGAUAUCACCGCAGGGACUAGUUGAAAUAUGGUCUGGCUCCGAAGUGCUGAUACAGCUCCCAAUAAUAGCCUUGAUGAGGAUGUUGUGUACGUCAAGCAUCAGGCCCAAUCCCAACUCGCGAAUGGGGCUGUGCUUCCGGUUGGCAAGCGCCAUAGAAGGAGAGCUUUCGGAGGCUCCCCACCCGGAACUAUAACGGGACCGUACCCCUGGGCAUGCAAAAUCUUGCAGGGCCUUGGGGCAAUGAAGGAUCAGUUGGAUACAUUCUUCAUGACCUAUCCAACACCCUGUCAUAUCGAUCCGAUUCAGUGCAUUCGACUUGGGCGUAAGAGGAGAUUGACGGGUAUUGUAGCCAAAAUAGUUCUUGCAGUGGAGCUCUCUCAAUUGGGUAGGCGUCUUGGAGUAGGACAUCGUCUCAUCGGCUAUUGGAGAGAUCAUAGGGGUAGUUGCUCCAGCAGUAACUGUAGUAGUGCUCAUCGACAGUGCGUCUUCAAGAAAGUAAUCGGCAGUAUAGGUGUCAACAGCAAGGAGUCGGAUCCGAUAAGCGUUCUCAAGGAUAUUCUCGGUUUGCUCACAUGA